Molecule: messenger RNA, 2412 nt
Organism: Micromonas pusilla CCMP1545
Lineage: Eukaryota; Viridiplantae; Chlorophyta; Mamiellophyceae; Mamiellales; Mamiellaceae
Exons: 1
Coding region: 1-2412 (803 amino acids)
Source: RefSeq, a predicted model, not a curated record
AUGGCGGAGACGCAGCUGAUGUCGACGCAGCUGCUCCCGGCCGACGCGGAGCCUCCGGGCUCCGCCCUGCUCGGAGCGUCCGCGGCGUCGCCUCUGCUCGGGGGCACGGGCGGAGCGACGGGCGGAGCGACGCCGCUCGUCCCCGGCGCGACCAUCGCGGCCGCGCCGACGCUCGAGGUGAGCCCGUUCGGCGAGGGCGUCGCGCCCGCGGCCGCGGCGUCGCCGCCCGCGGCGUAUCGCGCGCGCGCGGACGACGUCGUCGUCGACGACGACUUCGCGGCCGCGGAGACGCAGCCCGUGGACGACGACGCGACGCAGGCGCCCCCGGACUGGACCGGCGACAGCGACGAGGAGGAGGACGCGAUGGCGGUGGACGCGGAGGACGACGACGACGCCGCGCGAUACGCGGGCGCGACGUGCCCGGCGCCGUCGAUGUCCGAGGAGGACGCGGACGACGACGACGCGUUCUUCGCCGCGGCGACGCAAGCGGUGGGACGAGCGCCCGCCGCGACGGCGGACGCGGAGACUGAUGGGAUCCGCGAGGACGGCGGAAAGCGCGACUUUUCAGAAGCGGCGGCGACAGCUGUCGCCGUCGGCGGCUCCGACGCCGACGCCGACGCGGCGACCGUCUCCACGGGCGUGCCGGACAGCCAGGCGACGUCCGCGGGCGGCGGCCGCGGCGGAAGCGUCGGCGGGCCCGCGCGGACACCGAGCGAGGGGUGGUACCGCAAGGCGUCCGCGUCGGCGCCGUCGGUCGAGAGGGCGCCAGCUGUCGUCGGCGGAGGAGGAGGCGACGGAGGGAAAGAAUCGGAAUCUUUCGGCGGCGGCGGCGGCGGCGGGAGCUCCGGCGCGCCCGGUUUCUUGACCACCGCGACGAAAGCCGCGGCGUGGGAGAACGCGGGCGGGAUGUACGUCGACACCCAAGCGAUGGCGCCGUCGAAGUCGGCGUCCGACGGCGCGGUCGAGGACUCGCAGCCUUCGGCGGCGGCGGCGGCGGCGGAUUCGGACUCGGACUCGGACUCGGACUCGGACACCGAAGAGCCCGAGUCCGCGCCGCAUCUCAUCGCGCUGGACCUCCCCCCCGCGCUCGUCCCCGCGGAAAUCAGCGACGACAGCGACUUGGACGACGACGACUUGGACGACGACGACGACGACCUGAACGCGCCGCCGCCGGCGUGGAGCGCGUACAGGCUCGACGGCGCGGGCGGCGUGAAGGGCGCGACGGGGAUCGAGGCGUUCGCGGACGUGGGGAAGGACAGCGACGAGGAAGAGAAGAAGCCGGAUCCGAGCGGGCCGAGACGGAGCGGCCGCGCGAGGAAACAGGUGUUGGCGUCGCCGCCGCCGGCGCCGGCGGCGGCGGCGAAGGGCGGCGGGGCGAGGAAGAAGGCGCGGUCGCCGUCGCCGCCGACGCGGUCGCGGUCGCGGUCGCCGUCGCCGCCGCCGGCGUCGCGGCAGUCCAUACCGACGGUGUCCGAGGCGAAGACGGACGUCCGGUGCUUGUCCCCGAGAGCGGCGAGGGCGGUGAUGGAGAGCGCAAAGAAGGCGGAGACGUUGCCGCGGACGGCGAAGCGGCGGAAAUCGUUCGAGGUGAAGGUGGUCUGGUCGCGGUCGCCCGCGGCGUCGCCGAAAUCGAAUCCGUUGGAAGUCGUCGAGGAGGAGCCGGGGGCGGGCGCGGCGCCCGUGCCCGCGGCGACGAGGAGCGUCCGCGGCGGGAAGCCUCCGCCGGCGAGACGCGGCGGCGGCGGCGGCGGCGGCGCGCGCACGUCGCCGGCGCGAAAGAAGCUGCGAACGGCGACGACGACCGCGGUCAAGGUGCUCGUGUCGUCCGCGCUCGCGGCGAAGGACGUCGAGGCGACGACGACGGCGAUAAAAAAACUCGGCGGCGAAGUCACGACGUCGACGAGAGACUUCACGCACUUUCUCACGGCGAAACCGCUCGGGCGGAGCAAGAACGUCCUGUGCGCGCUCAUGAUGGGACGACCGAUCGUCACGGAGACGUGGGUCACCGCGUCGACGCGCGCGGGAGGGUUCGUGGACGCGGGCGACCACUUGUGCCGCGACCUCGCGUUCGAACGCGCGCAAGGGUUCGACAUGAAGGCGACGCUGGAAAACGCACGCGAUAUGUGCGUUUUCCGUCAGCGACGGAUACACGUCAUCGCUCCAUCGAAAGGCGCGGUCGCGGGAAAAAUCGGUUUAAUCGUCGAGCUCGCGAGCAUCGCGAACGCGGCGGCGACGGAGACCGAGGCGGAAAAGUCGGCGCCGGACGACGUCGUGAUCGUCGCCGCCACGGGUGAAAAGUCGGCGCCGGACGAGCGCGUGUCGCGGCGGUGGAGGAACAAGGGCUACGACUUGUACGACCCCGAGGAUGUUUUGAGAGCGAUCGUGAAGCACCAGUGGAAGCCGCGGAGAUAA